Molecule: messenger RNA, 5208 nt
Organism: Clupea harengus (Atlantic herring)
Lineage: Eukaryota; Metazoa; Chordata; Actinopteri; Clupeiformes; Clupeidae
Gene: myo6a
Product: myosin VIa
Exons: 36
Coding region: 255-4124 (1289 amino acids)
Biological process (GO): actin filament-based movement; inner ear auditory receptor cell differentiation; inner ear morphogenesis
Cellular component (GO): cytoplasm; plasma membrane; endocytic vesicle
Molecular function (GO): microfilament motor activity; actin filament binding; ATP binding
Source: RefSeq, a predicted model, not a curated record
CAGUGCGCUGUUUUGAAGCGCUUCCAUCGGCCAUUGGAUGCUAUGCCUGUUUCAUUGCUCGUGACGUCAUGGACAAUUCCCUGGACUUCAUUCUGUGGAGGGAGUCGGAGGCUGCUGCAGGAAGCGAAGCUCAGGAGAUCACAGCCCGGAUAAGCUACACCGGGGACUGCCGUGGGAAGUUGCAUUUUUGUACAUAUAAACACAAGACGGGCUAUACAGAUUGAUUCGCAUUCUAGAGCCUGUAGAGCGGUGCCAUGGAGGAUGGGAAGCCGGUGUGGGCCCCACACCCAACAGAGGGGUUCCAGUUGGGCACCAUCGUGGACAUCGGAGCGGACAGCCUCAGCAUCGAGCCGCUGAAGGGGAAGGGGAAGCCCUUUCUGGCUCCGGUCAACCAGGUGUUCCCAGCGGAGGAUGAUCCACACAAACAUGUAGAGGACAACUGUUCCUUGAUGUACUUGAAUGAAGCCACACUCCUGAAUAAUGUCCGCAUUCGCUACAGCAAAGACAAAAUCUAUACGUAUGUGGCUAACAUCCUGAUAGCAGUGAAUCCGUACGUUGACCUCCCCAAGCUGUACGCUCCAGAUGCCAUCACGCAGUACCGAGGCAGGUCUCUGGGCACGCUUCCUCCCCAUGUCUACGCCAUCGCGGAUAAAGCCUACCGGGAUAUGAAGGUGCUGAAGAUGAGCCAGUCCAUCGUUGUGUCGGGAGAGUCUGGGGCUGGAAAAACAGAGAACACCAAAUUUGUACUUCGGUACCUCACCACAUCCUACGGAACAGGUCAAGACAUCGAUGAAAGGAUAGUAGAAGCAAACCCCUUGCUGGAAGCUUUUGGAAACGCCAAGACUGUCAGGAACAACAACAGCAGUCGCUUUGGGAAGUUUGUGGAAAUCCACUUCCAAAAGAAUGCGGUGGUGGGGGGCUUCGUGUCUCACUACCUGCUGGAGAAGUCCCGGAUCUGCCGGCAGGGGCAGGAGGAGCGCAACUACCACAUCUUCUACCGGCUGUGUGCCGGGGCUUCGGAGGACAUCCGGCAGAAGUUCUACCUCGGCUCCCCAGACACCUACAGGUACUUGAAUCGUGGAUGCACUCGCUACUUUGCCAACAAGGAAACCGACAAACAGAUCCUUCAGAACCGCAAGAGUCCUGAGCACAUGAAGGCAGGCCCGCUGAAGGACCCUCUGCUGGACGACCAGGGCGACUUCAACCGGAUGUCCGGGGCCAUGAAGAAGAUCGGCCUGGACGACACGGAGAAGCUGGACCUGUUCCGUGUGGUGGCCGGCGUGCUGCACCUGGGCAACGUGGACUUUGAGGAGGCCGGCAGCACCUCAGGUGGCUGCACCAUCAGGAACCAGUCGAGCCAGACGCUGGAGCACUGUGCCGAGCUCCUGGGGCUGGACGAGGAGGACCUGCGCGUCAGCCUCACCUCCCGGGUCAUGCUCACGUCAGCAGGGGGCGCCAAAGGCACAGUCAUCAAGGUGCCCUUGAAGGUGGAGCAGGCGAACAACGCCCGCGACGCGCUGGCCAAGGCCGUGUACAGCCGACUCUUCGACCACGUGGUGACGCGGGUCAACCAGUGCUUCCCCUUCGACUCCUCGGACAACUUCAUCGGCGUGCUGGACAUCGCUGGUUUCGAGUACUUUGAGCACAACAGCUUUGAACAGUUCUGCAUCAACUACUGCAAUGAGAAGCUGCAGCAGUUCUUCAACGAGCGCAUCUUAAAAGAGGAACAAGAGCUCUAUCAGAAAGAGGGGCUUGGAGUGAAUGAGGUCCACUAUGUUGACAAUCAGGACUGCAUUGACCUUGUGGAGGCCAAGCUGCGUGGCAUUCUGGAUAUUCUGGAUGAAGAGAACCGUCUACCUCAACCCAGUGACCAGCACUUCACUGAGAUGGUGCACAGCAAACACAAGGACCACUUCCGUCUGACUGUGCCCAGGAAGUCCAAGCUGGCCGUGCACAGGAAUGUUCGCGAUGAUGAAGGUUUCAUCGUCAGGCACUUUGCUGGAGCUGUCUGCUAUGAAACGACCAAGUUUGUGGAGAAGAACAACGAUGCACUGCACAUGUCCUUGGAGGUUCUGGUCAGCGAAUCCAAAGACCGCUUCGUGCGGGGGCUCUUUGAGAACUCCAACAACACCAAGGACUCCAAGCAGAAGGCCGGCAAGCUCAGCUUCAUCAGCGUGGGCAACAAAUUCAAGACCCAGCUGAAUAUCUUGUUGGAGAAGCUGCGCAGCACUGGUUCCAGCUUCAUCCGCUGUGUCAAGCCCAACCUGAAGAUGGUGGCUCACCAGUUUGAGGGCGGUCAGAUUCUCUCCCAGCUGCAGUGCUCAGGGAUGGUGUCUGUCCUAGACCUCAUGCAGGGGGGGUUCCCCUCUCGCGCCCCCUUCAGUGAGCUCUACAACAUGUACAAGCAGUACAUGCCAGCCAAGCUCACCCGCCUCGACCCAAGACUCUUCUGCAAGGCUCUGUUCAAAGCCCUCGGUCUGAAUGAGAAGGACUACAAGUUUGGGCUGACCAAAGUCUUCUUCCGACCUGGAAAGUUUGCGGAGUUCGACCAGAUCAUGAAGUCGGACCCAGACCACCUGGCCGAGCUGGUGAAGCAGGUCAACAAGUGGCUGAUCUGCAGCCGCUGGAAGAAGUGCCAGUGGUGUGCACUGUCUGUCAUCAAACUGAAGAAUAAGAUGCUGUACCGAGCCAGUGCUUGCAUCAAGAUGCAGAAGACGGUGCGCAUGUGGCUUUGUAAGAGGAAGCACAAGCCCAGGAUCGAUGGGCUUGUAAAAGUGCGUAACCUGAAGACGAGGAUGGACAAGUUUAAUGAGGUGGUGGCCGGUCUGAAGGAAGGUCAGCAGGAGAUGCGCAAACAGAUCCAGGAGCUGGACGCCUCCAUUAACGCCCUCAUGGUCAAGAUCAAGAGCACGGUGAUGACGCGCAUCGAGAUUGACCACGAGCACCAGGCGCUGGUCACCCGCUCGCAGCAGCUGCUCAGCUCCAUGCAGAAGAAGAAGCAGGAGGAGGAGGAGCGGGAACGCCUCAUGCGCAUCCAGGAGGAGAUGGAGCGCGAGAAGAAGAGGAGAGAGGAGGAGGAGGACCGACGCAAGCAGGAGGAGGAAGAGCGCCGCCUGAAAGCAGAGAUGGAGGUGAAGAGGAAGCAGGAAGAGGAAGAGAGGAAAAAGAGGGAAGAGGAGGAGAGAAAGCUGCAGGUGGAGAUGGAGAUCCAGAUGGAGGCGGAGCGCGAGGAGGUGGCCGCGCGGCAGGCCGUCCUGGAGCAGGAGCGCCGCGACCGGGAGCUCGCCAUGAGGAUCGCCCAGAGCGAGGCCGAGCUCAUCCCAGAGGAGACCCAAGUGGAUGCCGGUCUGCGCAGUAAUGGCUCAAGUGUUCCAUCAUCCCCAGAGAGUGUGAAUGUUCCUGGACAACAAAAGAUGAAGGGUUUGACCAUGGAGCAAAUGGCCAAGGAAAUGUCUGAACUUCUCGCUCGGGGCCCACUGGUGCAGGCAACUAAGGCUGCUGCCGGCACCAAGAAGUACGAGCUGAGCAAAUGGAAGUAUGCUGAGCUACGAGACGCCAUCAACACGUCCUGUGACAUUGAGCUGUUGGCUGCCUGUAGAGAAGAGUUCCAUCGCCGUCUGAAGGUUUACCAUGCCUGGAAAUCAAAGAACAAGAAGCGCAAUACAGAAACUGAGCAGAGGGUUCCCAAGUCCAUCACAGACUAUGCCCAGCAGAACCCCGCUCCACCCAUCCCGGCGCGGCAGCAUGAGAUCGCCAUGAACCGACAGCAGCGCUACUUCCGCAUCCCGUUCAUCCGGCCAGGCGAUCCGCACAAGGACCUGCAGGGCAAGAAGAAGGGCUGGUGGUACGCCCACUUCGACGGGCCCUGGAUCGCCCGGCAGAUGGAGCUGCACCCCGACAAACACCCAAUUCUGCUGGUGGCGGGUAAAGAUGAUAUGGAAAUGUGUGAGUUGAGUCUAGAGGAGACGGGUCUGACACGGAAGCGUGGAGCAGAGAUCCUGGCGCGCCAGUUUGAGGAGAUCUGGGAGCGGUGCGGAGGCAUCCAGUACCUCCGGAGCGCCAUCGAGAGUCGGCAAGCCAGACCCACCUAUGCCACCGCCAUGCUGCAGAGCAUGCUCAAAUAGAGCCAUGCACAAUAAAUACACACACACUCACACACACACACAUAUAUACAUACAUAUACAAAAACACACUCUUACAGACACACACACACACACACACACACACACACACACAAAGGUCUCUUGCUAGAUCAAAGGGAAGAAUGCCGCUUCUAACAUAGCCAGCAUUCAGAAACAAAUAAUGGUUUGAUUGGUGGGCAUUCCCAGUCAUGUAAGGACGUUUUUUUUUUUUCUUUGUUUGUUUGUUUUUUUUUUUUUUUUUUUUUGGUUAAUUGACUGUAUGUGUUUUUAAUGCUGUUGGUCUUUUCAGCAUUCUGUUUGCAUCAUUUGUUUUCAUUUUCAUUUUUGCAGUGAAUCAGAUGCAGAUCCAUACUUGUCAUGCAAACGUGGCGCGGUCUUCAGUACGCAUCUACGACUUUAAACUACGAGGCCUUAAUGACUAGUCACGACAGGGUAGUUGCCGGAGGUCGGCCGUUUUAAUCUCUGCCUCUUCUAGUGGGACCGCAAUAUUACACCUCCCCGUCCCAAACUAACAGCACCCCUCUGCAUCUGUGAACACUCUGCAGCGAGUGCGUCUUCAGCAGACGUCUUAACUGGACUCGCUUACCAAUAAGCUGUUUACAUGUUUGCAUUUAUGUCUGCAGCGUAGCGAAAGUAAUGGUUGGGAACUAAGGGCCGUGAGUUUCAUAGGUUAUAGACACGAUACGCAUUCCGUUCUCAACCGUAGCACAUUCUGACAUCAGCCUGUGCAGUGCGCUUGAUUCCAUCUGUUUUGAAAUAGUGCGUGUAGACCUGUGAACCUCCCGUCUGCUUCUCCCACUGCUUUGGCCUUACUGCAUAAACAUAUACUGUACGUUUCCUUCCAAUUUUGCACAUAUUCUGUUAAGCAGUUAAUAAUAAUAAUAAGGUUGAUGAUGAUUAAUAAUAUUAAUAAUUACAAUAAUGCACUGAACAACCAAUGGAUUCCGAUUUUCGUUUUUUUUUUUUUUUUUUUUUUCAUGUACAUUUGAACAGUGACCUCUGAAGAGAUUACACAUAGAGAGAUAUCCCAACAGGGUUGAGCGCCAUUAAAAUACAAGGCUAUAUA